This is a messenger RNA of Asterias rubens (European starfish), 541 nucleotides long. RefSeq names its product triple QxxK/R motif-containing protein-like. Bases 92 to 325 code for a protein of 77 amino acids. The transcript is spliced from 3 exons. Gene Ontology annotation, cellular component: endoplasmic reticulum membrane. Lineage: Eukaryota; Metazoa; Echinodermata; Asteroidea; Forcipulatida; Asteriidae. The record is from RefSeq and is a predicted model, not a curated record.
UUUACGUUUUUGUCGCCUGUGUGAUGUCGACGUGUACGCCGGUUUUGGAAAGCUUUGGAAAGCUUUGGAACGGAAGAAGGCCUCAUUCACCAUGGGGAAGAAAGAUGCAAAGAAGAGUAACCUUUCUGUUGACCAGUACCGGAAGAAUAUCGGCAAGCAGGACUACAAAAAAAGCAAGAAGGAUCUGCACCGGUCAAAGCGAGAGGCGGAUCGACGGAAGACUAACACUGUCUUCAGGGACUCCAUGCUCGUCUUGCUUGCACUGUGUGCCGUGAUGUGCCUCGUUUACAUGUUCUUCUAUCUUCAGAUGCCUUCAGAGUCAUGAUUGAUAGGAACCCCCUCCAGCUCUUCGAGCAGUGUACAAUUAUACAGGAAUGCAAGAACUUUGGGGGUAAAAAGGGUGUGGUUAUGGAAUAGGCGACACCCUCCUAAGUGGAUACCCCCUUUCAGCACUACCAUCUCCUGAGCUACCCACACCCCUUGGAGGUACAAAAUGUGUUCCAUAGAGUACAAAACCAGAUCCAGACAAAAUUAUGUUGGG